This is a messenger RNA of Salmo salar (Atlantic salmon), 1575 nucleotides long. RefSeq names its product protein lin-28 homolog A. The record is from RefSeq and is a predicted model, not a curated record. Gene Ontology annotation, cellular component: nucleus; cytoplasm. NCBI's taxonomy places the organism in Eukaryota, Metazoa, Chordata, Actinopteri, Salmoniformes, Salmonidae. Gene Ontology annotation, molecular function: zinc ion binding; mRNA binding. Gene Ontology annotation, biological process: pre-miRNA processing.
CUGGUUGUCAGGGCGAAAGUAUCUCCAACCCUCUUUGUUUGUCUCCACUGCUGACCCGUUCCUCUUCUGCGUCUUUGUUAAACCGUAUGCGGGAAAGUGUUGUUGUGUAGAGUGGAGAAGGGUUGGAGGUGGACAGGGCAGGGCAGGGGGAUUUGGGAGAGGAGGACACGGUAAACCUGGAUUAAAAUAUACCCGGGAAAGGAAUGGGCUCUUAUUGCGAACAGCAGUGUACAGGGGGCUGUGCAAAGAACGAAGAGGAGGAAGCCACUGGCUCGGAGGAGGAUCUGGGUUCGUCUCGUGGCAGCGGCGUGUGUAAAUGGUUCAACGUCCGGAUGGGUUUCGGGUUCCUGUCCAUGACCAACAGAGAUGGGACACCGCUCGAGGAGACUGUCGAUGUAUUCGUUCAUCAGAGCAAGCUGCACAUGGAGGGCUUCCGUAGCCUGAAGGAGGGCGAGGCGGUGGAGUUUACCUUCAAGAAGUCGUCUAAAGGCCUAGAGUCUGUCACGGUGACGGGGCCAGGGGGAGCACAGUGUGUGGGCAGUGAGAAGAGACCUAAGGGGCAACAGAAACGACGCUCCAAGGGGGACAGAUGCUACAACUGUGGAGGACCUGACCACCAUGCCAAAGAAUGCCAGCUACCUCCUCAGCCCAAGAAGUGCCAUUUUUGCCAGAGCAUCAGUCACAUGGUGGCCAACUGUCCAAUCAAAGCACAGCAGUCCUCCCCUGGCGUUCAGGGAACAGCAUCAUCACUGAGGGACGAGGAAGAGGAGCAGAGCCAUGCCCCCUUUCCCCCCAGGGAGAGCUAUGAUUGAUCGAUUCAGGGAUUCAUCCAAUCAAAAGGUUUCAUUGGAAUGCUGCUUUUGGAACUAUAUCAGGUUGUCUUUAUUUAUCGCACAAACAGCAAGAAAUGUGUACUUUUAUUGAUGUGAUAGUUGAGAUUGAGAGUUAGCUCAGUGUUUUAAUUGUAUUUUCCCUGCUGCAGCCAAAUAAGAGGUAGUCUAUGUGGAUUUUCCUGGAGAUGAUUGUGAGUGCUCUGCUCUCUCACUGUAUACCAUGUUUUCCCAAAAAGCUUUUGUUAGAAAAAGGUUAAGGAAAUACAAUCAUACAAGUGAAUGUACAGAUAUAGAUGUCCUGACUCUAAGACUGUUUCAUGGACAAAAAGGAGUGUGUCUUUCUGCUUAUUGAAAUCUUCAGGUAUUAUAAGUCGUUGUGCAUUUCUAUGGCCAAGUGAAUGUUUUAACCCUUUCUGCUGUAUGAAUGUUGGUACACCAUGGUUGCCGAUUGGACUGUGAACUAUACAGCUUGUCAUAAGUGCCAUAGCCUGUUCAUUUGUCUCAUGGGUGGUUGGAUGUGGCCCCCUCCCUUGCAUGUUACAAAGCUUUGACUCAAGGCUAAAUGCGAGCCCAGCGUUGAUUGUAUGACUGUCUGUCUUUCUGUCCGCCCGCCCGCCCGUCCGUCCGUCCGUCCGUCUGUCUGUCCCACAGUUUUUACUAUGGAUGUAAACAUGGCUUUCUAACACAUUCUACAUAUCAGGGGUGUUCUCAUACACUGCCCAAAUACAUUACUUGUUUCUCA